Baudoinia panamericana UAMH 10762 is the source of this 414-nucleotide messenger RNA. RefSeq lists its product as uncharacterized. The transcript has 4 exons. Bases 1 to 414 code for a protein of 137 amino acids. NCBI's taxonomy places the organism in Eukaryota, Fungi, Ascomycota, Dothideomycetes, Mycosphaerellales, Teratosphaeriaceae. The record is from RefSeq and is a predicted model, not a curated record.
AUGUUUGACACAAGACGAGCUUCGACUAGAUACCAGCUCCGCAAUCACCGUGCUCACUCUGUGGUCCUGUCGCCACAAGAGCUUACCGAAAUCCGUGCAGCCCAACGCACCUUCGAAGGCGCCUAUAUUCGUACCUCGCUUGGCCAGUUUAGCUUCGCAUUGGUUGUGUUGAAGAUCUUCACCAGCGAGUUCUACAGCAUCGGAGCCCUCUUCGCUUGUUACGGCGCUGGCGUACUUGCUGUCAGCGCCUAUAGACGCGCGCAAGGCAACCGGCAAUUCUUCAGCGAAGUUGGAGAUGAUGGUUUGAGCAGGAAACGCUUUCGUACUAGCGGCAACGUCGUCAUUGUGCUCACCAGCCUCAGCGUGGCCGCCUACAUUACCCUCUUAGUCCUGACCUUACGGUUGGAUACGUGA